Molecule: messenger RNA, 1373 nt
Organism: Acomys russatus (golden spiny mouse)
Lineage: Eukaryota; Metazoa; Chordata; Mammalia; Rodentia; Muridae
Product: phosphatidylinositol 3,4,5-trisphosphate 3-phosphatase TPTE2-like
Exons: 15
Coding region: 101-1339 (412 amino acids)
Biological process (GO): protein dephosphorylation
Cellular component (GO): cytosol
Molecular function (GO): protein tyrosine phosphatase activity; phosphatidylinositol-3,4,5-trisphosphate 3-phosphatase activity
Source: RefSeq, a predicted model, not a curated record
CAUAUUUCUUGUGGCUAUAGAUCUACAUAUCACUGAAAGAAAAUUUUAUAUUCCUGUGGAAUAUCAUUCAGUUUCUUUAGCUAUUGCUUUAUUUUUCCUCAUGGAUGUUCUCCUUCGAGUGUAUGUAGAAGGGAGACAGCGUUAUUUUUCUGACCUACUGAACACCCUAGAUGCCGUCGUUAUUGGUGUGACCCUGCUCAUUGCCAUGAGUCACAUAUUUUAUGACAAGAAGAUUCUUAGAGAUAUCCCAAGAUUAGCAGUUUUACUUCGGCCUCUACGACUUCUCAUUCUGGUAAGAAUUUUGCAACUGGCUCAUCAGAAAAGACAACUUGAAAAGCUGACAAGGCGGCUGGUUUCAGGGAACAAAAGGCGAUACAGAAAGGAUGGCUUUGACCUAGACCUCACUUACGUUACUGAACGUAUUAUUGCCAUGUCCUUUCCAUCAUCCGGAAGGCAGUCUUUCUAUAGAAAUCCGAUUAAGGAAGUUGUGCGGUUUCUCGACACCAAGCACCCAAACCACUAUCAAGUCUACAAUCUGUGCAGUGAGAGAGCGUAUGACCCUAAGCACUUUCACUACAGGGUCCGCAGAAUCAUGAUUGAUGACCAUAACGUCCCUACUCUCGAGGAAAUGUUGUUGUUCACCAAGGAAGUAAAUGACUGGAUGGUCCAAGACCCUGAAAAUGUUGUGGCAGUUCACUGUAAGGGAGGAAAAGGGAGAACUGGAACCAUGAUCUGUGCCUGCCUCAUUGCUGGCCAAGUAGUUUUAAAUGCGAAGGAAAGUCUUUACUUUUUUGGGGAGCGGCGGACAGAUAAAAGCAGCAGCUCUAAGUUUCAAGGAAUAGAGACUCCUUCUCAGAACAGAUAUGUUAAAUAUUUUGAAAAACUGAAAUGUAGCUACCGAUGCACUCUCCCUCCAAGCAAAAUACUUGUGAUAAAAAAAUUCAUCAUUUAUUCUAUUCAUGGUGUUGGAAAGGGCAAUGGAAGUGAUCUAAAAAUACAAAUAGUAAUGUGGCAGGAGAUUAUUUUUUCCUGUUUUUCUUCCAAAAAUUGUAUGAUAUUUCAUGAUGUUGAAUCAGACAGAGUAAUAAUUAAUGUGUUCAACUGCCCAGCUCUAUACAAUGAUGUGAAAGUGAAAUUUCUCUGUCCGAAUCUUCCUAACUACUAUGAUGACUGCUCUUUUUUCUUCUGGUUUCAUACAGCUUUUAUACAAAACAACAGGCUUUAUCUACGAAGAAAUGAAUUGGAUAAUCCCCAUAAACAAAAAACAUGGAAGAUUUAUGGUCCACAAUUUGCAGUAGAGGUGUGUUUCGCUGAGACCCAAGAGCAGACUAUGGAGUAGAUGCUGAAUAAGUGUCAGUCCCCUUCUUGGAUAG